This is a messenger RNA of Caenorhabditis auriculariae, 4091 nucleotides long. The record is from the annotation of a GenBank genome assembly. Lineage: Eukaryota; Metazoa; Nematoda; Chromadorea; Rhabditida; Rhabditidae.
AUGGAAGAAGAAGACGACGAGGAGCGAGAGAAGUGGAAAAAUGAACGGUCGCGAGUUCUCGACGUGUGGAGCGAGGUAUUGUUUUUGGAAAUGAGUAAUUUUGCUCCAAUUGGAAAGUUGAGUGUACGGUGGGAGCUGCAGGAUUUACGACGAUUUGUUCUUUUUUGUUACUUUUAGUUUUUUUUUUUGCGGCUUGAAAUUUAUUACAUUUAUGCUAAUUUUUAAACUUCGCUACAGCUUUGAAUUUUUAUUCUUGGUUUUUGAUUUGCUAUCAUAAACACACAUCCUCGUUUUCACUGAAUAUUGAUGGAUUUCUCAGAAUUCGAGUUGAAUAAGAUUUGAUUCGAAUCAGUGACCUAGGCGCAAAAAACUUGGAUGACAUUGAAAAUAUUUUUUUUUGAGACCUUCUUGAAAAUUGUUUAUCAAAGUCGUGUGGAACGUUAUAGCAUUUCCGUUAGUUUUUUUCGAAAAAAAGGGGGAAAUCCUUUUCUAUUUUUUUGCGCCCUUCCAUAAGACUAAGUAGACCUUUCAACUACUUUGAACCUUCAAAGUUUUUCAAAAUUGAAAAGGGGGGUGUAAAAUCUCGUUUUCGGUACUUUUGACCUUUCCAGUGAUACUUCUUUCAAACACCAUGGGAAAGAUUUUUGGCACCCCUGGAUAUGAUUUUUUAACAUACUAUAUUGAGAUGAAAGUUAUUUUUGUGGAAAAAGCGUUAUUUGAGAGGGUUGAAGAUUUAUGAUUUGGUAAAAAGAGCUAUUGCGAGAACUUUCUCUUGUUCUGGAAUUAGGAGGUCGCAUUUGAACCAAAAUUCAUCAAAAGUUCAAGCGGGGGGUCAAGAAACGUGAUAAAAGUUAUUUUCAGAUAGAACUCCGAGGCCGGGACGCUCUCAAGGUGGACAUCGUUCACGAGCCCGGAAGCGACGACGUCGGCGUCGAAACGCCGCUCGAAGUCCUCUAUCCGAAACUUGUCGCGUCUGAAAACCAGAAUACCUUGUUGCAGAAGGUUAUCUCUACAGAAAAAUUGGGAAAAGUCGAUUUUUCAGAGUUCCGAUGAGCCAUCCACCUCCACGGCGUCGGAAUCCACCACAUGGCAGCGGGUUUUGAGAGUUUGUCUGUGUCGGCCGGAGCCCGCGGUUUUGCCAGCACUAGCUCAUACCCACAAAGCAUUGAUUAUAUCCCUUAGUGAAGGUAUUUUUGAACAAAUUCGAAAAACGUCAAAAUUUCUCUUUAGAAGCUUCUUCCUGGUAGUCAAAACUUGCAUUUUCAGAAAGUCUUACGAAAAAGUUUUUGAAAAUUCGCUUAAAAAACGUUGGUUUUUAGUGUCUCAGAAUCUCGGAAAGUUUCAAUAAGCGUUAUUUUUCAAAUCUCAUAGGAUAUUUUCAUAUUUAAAAUCUGAAAAGCUCAUUUUUUCUAUUCACAUCGGAAUUUAUAAGGAGAUUGGCCCAAAAAAUGUUAAAUGGUGAUAAAAAUCAGCUUUGACGAUUUCUGAACUAUUCAACAGUAGGCCUUCAAGGAGAAUCAAAAUGCGAAAUUAAUUUCCUACUCAAAGUUUUCAAAAGUAACCUUUUUUUCAUUCAAUCUAUUUAUUUUCGCAACAUCGGGAUGGUAUGGUGAUGUUGCAGGGAGGGAAAAAGACCACUAGGCGCAAAAACCAAUUUUUUUUCCAGUACCUUACCAAAACGACAACCCAACGCAUUGGCUUCUUCUCUAUGAAUAUUUCCGAUCAAUAGCCUCGAUCGCUUUGAAUUCGUCUUCAAUGGCGGUGCAGUGUCCAAGAACCGGGCCUCAUUGGCAAAUCGUCGGGUUUCAAGGUGGGUUUUUGGGACGAAACGGUAAAGUUCCUUUUAGGAGCCUUCCAAGAAAUUGAAAAGUUCCCCUGAAAACUUCAAAAAUCUUGGGGUUUUUCGAGCUCCUUUUCCGGUGGUGUGAAAAAAGACCAGCGAAAAUUCAAACUUCGACUUUUCCGAUUUUUUCAUAUCGCUAGGGAACUUUCCGACGGCCACCUUUCCGACGAAUCUUUUUCCGACUUUUUUUCUCGAUAAAAAUAUUCGUUUUAAAUUUUUCUAUAUAAAGUAGGUAGUUGGUUCAUGAUUAAAACACAAAAAAAUAGGAAAAAAAAAUGUAAAUAGAUGUCUUAUAAACCGAAAAAUAUAACGGAAAAAAGUCGGAAAGUCCCCUAGCGAUAUGAAAAAAUCGGAAAAGUCGCCGUUUCAAUUUUCGCUGGUGUUUUUUUCAUACCACCUUCUUUUUAAUAUGUUGCUUUCCAGCGUUUUUCCAUUAUUUGAGGGUGUGUGAUUAAAAGAGUAUCUUUUAGGGACCGCAGAAGAUCUUUUUUUUUAAAAAGCUUUUGAGUAGCUUUUUCCGUAUUUUUUGUUCAAUUUAAUAUCCAAAAGUACUGAUCGUGAAUUUUUAAUUAAAAAUUAUGGUUUAACGGGUUUUUCAGGAAAAAAAUGCUGCCUGGGGCGCUCAAAAAAAUUUUUUUUUGAAUCUUAUUCGGUUUUAUAGCUACUUUGUUUUUUUCUAUUAAGAAGUAUAAGAAUUAUCAUUUAGUUUUCCUAUUUUUUUAUUCCUCACAAAGACAUUGGAAGUAUACAAGUUUAGGAAGAGAGCAUCUGGAUCCGAAUUUGAAAAGAAUUUUGAAAUCUUCUAAAUUUUAUUCGGGUGAUUACGAUCUGUUUCAUUGAAGAAAAAUAAAAUAUUCUGCCUUUUUUGCAUUUUUUUAUCAGCUAUAUUGACUAUUUCCCCUCUUUGAAAACUUGAGAAAAAUUGGGUAUAGUCCAUUCCGCGACAGCUUGUCACGUUUUUUUCUUUUCGCUGAAAAUACCGUGUACCACAUUAGAUCAAAAUUGAGCAUCUUCGCUUCAAGACCUUGUUUUUUUUUAGCAGUUUUGUAGAGAAAAAGUUCUUCUUUUCUGUUCUUGCAAAAGGUGGAAUGGACUAUACUUAAUUUUCUCAAGUUUUCAAGGAUUUUUGAGGCUCAAGGAGGGGAAGUAGUCAAUAUAGCCUGAUAAAAAGAUGCGAAAAAAAGGCAGAAUAUUUUCUUUUUCUUCAAUGGAACAUAUUAGUGAUAUAAAAUUUAUAAAAAAAGAUUACUAUAACUUGAAAUUUGUGUUAUAAGAUCUCAAAGUUCCCUUUAAAAAAACGACAUUUCCUCUGGAAAAAAACAGCUUCAAGGCGUGAUCACCCGAUUAAAAUUUGAAAGAUUUUAAAUUUCUUUUCAAAUUCGGCCAUCUCACCCGGAACGAACUAUAAAAAUGAAUUUUUUGCGAUUUUUCAAUCCAAAACUAUUUUACAUUCCAGGCAACGACCCAGCCACCGAUUUUCGUGGUUGCGGCAUUUUUGGACUACUUCAACUUCAUUCCUUCUCACAGAGAGUUAAUCCAGAAAAACUUCAAGCCAUUGUCAAAUUAUCUCGUUCGGAACCUAAUGUGAUUUUUCAUUGGAAGAAUUUAUUUUUUUAGAAAUUUUAGGAUUUUCCACUCGCCGUCGUCUCUCUUAACAUUACGGGCUUAAUUCUGUCGCAUUUGAAGCGCGGAAAUUUGAAUUCGUGAGUUUUUAAUGGAUGAAAAAGGUCUUGAAAGGUAGGAAUGAGUGAAAUAUGAAGCUGAAUAGAAAUUUCACCUAAUUUUUUUCCGAGAAUUAAUUCAAUUUAUCAUCUUGAGUAAGUUUGAAUAAUUUUAUAGAAUUUAGCAACUUUUUUUAAAAAUUCAUUAUUAAUUUCCAUACUGUGUUCAAAAUGAUUCCGCGAAUUUCGAAAAAACCGUCAGAGAGCAAAAAAAGAUAACUAAAUUUUGGAGGGUCAGAGAUAAUUUUGAAUUUUACGGCAAAAUUUACGAAUUUUAAGGCUUGGAAACGACGAAAACGGCUUAUAUCCGAGCAUUUCGGCGCUCCACGCCGCCUGCCUAACAUUUUUCUGCAAUCAGUACAAAUUCAACGGUUCGACCUUGGCUCAAUGCCAAAGUAUCCUUUCUAGUCAGUUAUUUCAUCAGGAAAUUCUGGAAAAAAAAUGAUCGAAUUUCAGCAAUCGACGAGGGGUUACUGCGCAAUCCGAGAGCAAUAUUAUCACCGCUUCAAAAUGAUGUUUUAGUCUAG